Molecule: messenger RNA, 987 nt
Organism: Lycium ferocissimum
Lineage: Eukaryota; Viridiplantae; Streptophyta; Magnoliopsida; Solanales; Solanaceae
Product: pathogen-related protein-like
Exons: 4
Coding region: 81-800 (239 amino acids)
Source: RefSeq, a predicted model, not a curated record
UUGAAGCCAAGACUUGUAGGAGGUUACCUUUUUGAUCCUAUAAAACCCCCUAAAGUGUUCCUAGUCAGUAUCAAAUCAAAAUGGCAAGUCCAAUACUAGGAGGGGGAAACAAGUACAGAGACUACUUGACUGAUGAAGACAUCGCAAAUACUAAAUGGAGGUUUGGUCCUCCUAACUAUGAUAUUGUGGAUAAGCUCUUUGAACAAGAAAGAACUCAUGAAUGGCCUGAAGGAUCGCUUGAAGAGAAAGUGCAGAGGCUAUUGAAGACUUGGGAAAUGGAAUUAGUCCACAAGGCAGAUCCUAAUCAAUUCAAAACUCUUGAUCCAAAUAAGUUCACCAUUAGCGUCAAUGGUAGGAAAGAUUUGACACCGGAAGAAGCUGCAGAGGCCGGGGGUAGCUAUAACAUAUUCCUCCAAACGUCGUUGCCAGAGAAUGUUCGAAUCUACAAUCCUGAUGAGGAAACAGGAGAAUCUUCACAGAUAGUUUUCCGAUCCGUAUUUUUACGAGGAUUCGCGAUCGAGAUCCUCCAAGUUUACUCAGGACCACCAAAAAUUGUGUACAGGUUUAGGCAUUGGGGUCACAUGGAAGGUCCAUUUAAAGGACAUGCUCCAACUGGAGAACUUGUAGAGUUCUUUGGGAUUGGCACUUUUGAAGUGGAGAAAGAGAGUAACAAGAUUGUGAAGGCAGAGAUGUUCUUUGACAGAGGAGAAUUGCUUGGACCACUUGUGAAAGGAGAGAGCAAUGGUGAAUCCACAAGUGCAAUAGCAUUGGCUGCUGCAAAAUGUCCUUUCAUGCAAUAAUUAGAGAAAGCAUCAUCCUUUUAAUCUGCACUUAUUUUCAACUACUUUCAAGAUCCACGAUCCUUUGCACUUAGUGUAAAAGCUAUGGUCAUGUUUUAUUUUACUUACUAGAAAUAAGAGUGUGUACUUCCCAGUUGAAGACUUGUUUCUUCAAUAAUCUCAAAUAAAAUGUACCCGUGUUUCAUCA